Molecule: messenger RNA, 1952 nt
Organism: Alligator mississippiensis (American alligator)
Lineage: Eukaryota; Metazoa; Chordata; Crocodylia; Alligatoridae
Gene: MDH1B
Product: malate dehydrogenase 1B
Exons: 11
Coding region: 34-1605 (523 amino acids)
Biological process (GO): oxaloacetate metabolic process; malate metabolic process; tricarboxylic acid cycle
Molecular function (GO): L-malate dehydrogenase (NAD+) activity
Source: RefSeq, a predicted model, not a curated record
GCUAAGCGACCGCUGGGACGCUGCGGCGGGGCCAUGGCCCAGUUCGUGCUGGCCGGUAGAGCAGAUUGUCCAUAUUAUGCUAAGGCAGAAAUUUUAGCUGACUAUCUGCAGGUUAAUUUGCCUAAUUUCAGGAUAUAUAAGAUUACUCAGCACCCUGACAACUGGGAGCAGUGGCUUCAUGACAUCUGUGAAAAGAAUGGAUGGAAACACAAACGCUCUCCAAUUGUUUGGAGAGAAUUGUUGGACCGUGGAGGGAAAGGCCUACUUCUAGGAGGAUUUAAUGAUUUUCUAGAGCAUGCCCAGCAUUACUACAGCAUCACCUCAGACUUGCUAAGUGAAGAGAUGCUGCAAAUUGGUGAGGAGAACUUGCAGACUCACAUACAAAUUGAGAAAGAGGAGGAAGAACGAAAAAGUCUUAUCAAUCCUUUGCAGGUCUGGAUCAGCAGUGCAUCAGCUCCUGCCUGCUACCAUCUGAUCCCGCUUUUGGCAAAUGGAGAAGUGUUUGGGAUUACAACAGAAAUCAGCAUCCAUCUGCUUGAUAGAUACAGCUGCAAAGAAAUUCUUCAUGGUACUGUGAUGGAGGCUCAAGACUUGGCAUACCCCCUCCUCCGCAGUGUUUCAAUGCACAUUGAAUUAGAUGAGGCCUUUCUUCAGGCUGACGUUAUCAUUUUGCUUGAUGAUAUCCUUCUCGAACGUGAUACAACAUCCUUUGAAAAUUGCAUUAGGCAGGUGAAUGAGCUAUGUAAGGUGUAUGGUCCCCUGAUUGAAAAGAAUGCCAAGAGUGGGGUCAGAAUUGUUGUGGCAGGAAAAACUUUUGUGAACCUAAAGACAUUAAUGAUUAUGACAUACGCCCCAUCCAUUAACCCUGGGAAUAUUAUUGCCAUGGCAAUGUUACUGGAAAGUGCAGCUAAAGCCAUGCUGGCCAGGAAACUGAAUAUGAAUUCAGCAGGGAUUAAAGAUGUGAUUGUCUGGGGUAACAUCACUGGUAGUAGCUACGUUGAUUUGUCUAAUGCAAAGGUUUACAGAUAUGACAGUGCUAUCUGGGGUCCACCUAGCUUUUCACGCCCUUUGCUGGACAUGAUAUAUGAUAGCAAGUGGCUCCAUUCAGAAUUUGUGACUGCCCUGAGUUCACUGAAUUCCCGGGAAUAUCACUGUGUAGGCAUGUCACCUGCGCAUGUAAUAGCCACUGUACUGAGAUACUGGUACCAAGAUUCUCCUCCUAGGGAGAUUGUCUCCAUGGGAGUGCUCAGUGAAGGUCAGUUUUGUAUCCCUGAAGGUAUUGUUUUCUCUAUGCCUGUGAGUUUCCAGAAUGGAACCUGGGAGGUCAUUACUGAAACUGAAAUCAAUGAAAAAACUCAAGAAAUUAUGGAUUGUUUAGCCUAUGAUCUGAUACAGGAAAAACAAGUUGCAUUAGGAGAAAUACAAAAAAUGCAACCAUACAAAAAAGAAGUUGACACUUCAUUCAAUAUCUUUAGUCUGCUAGACAAUGUGGAAGAAGAAAAGGUUGAAAAACCUAAAGAAGAACUGGAAACCUUAUCCAGUGGUUCACAUCAGUCAGAGACCUUUGAAGGAGAAAAAAGUGCAAGCUUCCCAGAUGUAGACUAAAAAAUGUUUUUAAUAUUUAUUUAUUCAACAAAUGCUGAAGUUUCAUUACGUGAUUUAUUUCAUCCGAAGAGUAUGAGGAAGAAAAAAUCUAAACUCUCACCAAGGGUCUGCCAGGACAUCUAAUUAGGAACUACUGUAUAUUGGCUAUGGUGAAAAGAAAUGUCACAAGAUACUCUGUAACCCUUUUUAUCUUGCUUGCUUUUGCUCCAAGACAUCUUUUCUAACCAUUACCCUGUGUGCCUCUCUUCAUAUUGCUUUCCUUAUGAACACUAUAAUCUAUAAACCAUUAGCUUCAUUCUCUAAUUAAUGCAUGUUGUUAACCCAUAAAACAACUUGAGCCACCACAA